Molecule: messenger RNA, 4035 nt
Organism: Cuscuta campestris
Lineage: Eukaryota; Viridiplantae; Streptophyta; Magnoliopsida; Solanales; Convolvulaceae
Source: the annotation of a GenBank genome assembly
CAUCAUCUACACACAUAGUGCUUCCUCGAUUUCGCUCAUCAUCUACACGCAUAGUGCUUCCUUGAUUUCGCUCAGAUCCAUAACGGUAAGGCAGCCCAAUUCGGGUUGCUUCCUCCGAUCAAAUUUCUGCUCCCCAUCAUCAUCUUCAUCUCCCACGAUCUCUAAUUACUCUGUACUCCUUAAUUUGUUUUCCGAUCGGCGCACUCUGUUAAUUUUCGCCGGCUGUACGGUUCUUCCCGUACAGCCCGAUGUACGAUAUAACUUGCGAACAACUCCGGGAAACCCCUUCUUCUUGAGGCAGCUGCUCCGAACCCGAUUUCAUGCUUCCGAGCCAGACACAGAAAAAGUUAGGGUUUUGUUUCGCCUGAAAUCGCCAUUGAAUUCGAAGUGUUGGGUAAGAGGUAGCUCAUAUGGCGUGCGUAUACAUUCCAGUGCAGAACUCGGAGGAGGAGGUCCGAGUUGCCCUGGACCAGCUUCCAAGAGACGCCUCUGAUAUACUUGACAUUCUUAAAGCCGAGCAAGCUCCUCUUGAUCUCUGGCUAAUUAUCGCUAGGGAGUACUUCAAACAAGGCAAAGUUGAACAGUUUCGGCAAAUAUUGGAGGAGGGAUCUAGCCCAGAAAUUGAUGAAUAUUACGCUGAUGUGAGGUAUGAUAGAAUUGCAAUUUUAAAUGCAUUGGGGGCAUAUUAUAGCUAUCUCGGGAAGAUCGAGACAAAACAUAGAGAAAAGGAGGAUCAUGUUAUUAUGGCAACUCAGUACUAUAAUAAAGCAUCACGGAUUGACAUCCACGAGCCUUCUACCUGGGUUGGGAAAGGUCAGCUUUUACUGGCUAAAGGAGAUAUAGAACAGGCAUUUGCUGCCUUCAAGAUUGUAUUGGAUGGAGAUCGAGACAAUGUUCCUGCCCUCCUUGGUCAGGCAUGUGUUCAAUUUAGUCGGGGAAAGUUUUCAGAUUCAUUGGAAUUAUACAAGAGGGCUCUGCAGGUUUAUCCUCAAUGUCCGGCUGCUGUUAGACUUGGAAUUGGUCUUUGCCGAUAUAAGUUGGGUCAAUUUCUGAAGGCAAGGCAAGCAUUUCAGCGUGUCUUGGAGUUAGAUCCAGAAAAUGUGGAGGCUCUUGUUGCACUUGCUAUUCUAGAUUUGCAAACGGAUGAAGCUGGUGACAUUAGAAGUGGAAUGGAAAAGAUGCAAAGAGCUUUUGAGAUAUAUCCUUAUUGUGCAAUGUCACUGAAUUACUUGGCCAAUCAUUUUUUCUUCACCGGCCAACAUUUUCUUGUCGAGCAACUCACUGAAACUGCACUUUCUGUUACUAAUCACGGGCCAACUAAGUCACAUUCUUACUACAAUUUGGCACGCUCGUAUCAUAGCAAGGGAGACUACGAAAAAGCUGGAAUGUACUAUAUGGCAUCAGUAAAAGAAAUCAACAAGCCACAAGAAUUUGUAUUGCCCUAUUAUGGGCUUGCCCAAGUUCAACUGAAAUUGAGAGAUCUUAGGAGUUCACUUUCAAAUUUUGAAAAGGUAUUGGAGGGUUAUCCAGAGAAUUGUGAGACACUUAAAUCUCUUUCCCACAUUUAUGUGCAACUUGGGCAACCAGAGAAAGGUUUGGAGUAUUUAAGGAAAGCCACCAAAGUUGAUCCUCGUGAUCCUCAGGCAUUUUUGGAUCUUGGUGAACUGUUAAUUUCAACAGAUGCAGGUGCUGCUUUAGAUGCCUUUAAAACAGCACGUAAUCUAUUGAAAAAGGCAAAUGAGAAAGUAGCUAUUGAGCUACUCAAUGACAUUGGUGUCCUUCAGUUUGAAAGAGGAGAACUUGAGCUUGCAGGACAAAGUUUUAGGGAUGCUCUAGGUGAUGGCAUAUGGUGCAAGUUCCUCGGUGCCAAACUUCAGUCUGAUGCUAAUGUGAAUGAUCCUAACUGUGAAGGACUUCAACAUUCCAAUGGUGAAGUAUCAUGCGAUCUUUUCAAAAGUGUGCAAUAUCCAAUGGAUGCCAGUGCAUCCAUCCAUCAAUACAAAGACAUCCAAAUGUUUUGCAAACUUGAGGAACAGGGCAUUGCUGUAGAACUUCCCUGGAAUAAAGUUUCUGUACUUUUUAACCAUGCAAGAUUACUAGAACAGUUAUAUGACACAGAAACAGCUAGUAUCUUUUACCGCUUGAUCUUGUUUAAGUAUCCAGAUUAUGUAGAUGCCUAUUUGAGACUUGCUGCAAUAGCCACAGCCCGAAACAAUGUUCAACUUAGCCUUGAGCUGAUCGGUCAUGCUCUCAAAGUGGAUGAUAAGUGCCCAAAUGCAUUGUUAAUGCUUGGGAACCUUGAAAUUAAGAAUGAUGAUUGGGUCAAGGCAAAAGAAACAUUUCGGGUGGCUAAGGAUGUGACCAAUGGACCUGAAUCUUAUGCUACUCUUUGUCUGGGAAACUGGAACUACUUCGCUGCAAUUCGCAACAAGAAAAGAGCUCCCAAAUUGGAAGCUACACAUCUGGAGAAGGCUAAGGAACUCUAUACAAAAGUUCUCUCUCAGCAGCACUCUAGUCUAUAUGCAGCAAAUGGCACUGGUGUUAUUUCGGCAGAAAAAGGUCAAUUUGAUAUUUCAAAGGAUCUUUUCACUCAGGUUCAAGAAGCAGCAAGUGGGAACAUUUUUGUCCAAAUGCCAGAUGUAUGGAUUAAUCUUGCGCAUGUUCAUUUCGCCCAAGGAAACUUUGCACUUGCAGUGAAAAUGUAUCAGAAUUGCUUGAGGAAAUUUUAUUACAAUACCGACAGUCAGGUGCUUCUCUAUUUAGCAAGAACACAUUAUGAAGCUGAGCAGUGGCAGGACUGCAAAAAGUCUCUGUUAAGAGCCAUUCACUUGUCACCUUCAAAUUAUACUUUAAGAUUUGAUGCGGGUGUAGCAUUGCAAAAGUUCUCAGCUUCAACCUUACAGAAGACAAAGAGGACCGUUGAAGAGGUGAGGUCAUCUGUUGAAGAGCUUAAUAAUGCUGUUCGGUUAUUCAGCAUGUUAUCUACUGCUUCAAAUCUUCACCUUCAUGGGUUUGAUGAGAAAAAGAUUGAAACUCAUGUUGACUAUUGCAAGCUCUUGCUUGAGGCGGCAAAGGUCCAUUGUGAGGCAGCAGAGCUAGAAGAUCAACAGAUUCGAGCGAUGCGAGAACUUGCACGUCAGGUUGUCGUGACUGAGGAAAAUGAAAGAAAAGCCGAGGAACAGAAAAAAUACCAAAUGGAGAGACGGAAACAGGAGGACGAACUUAAGCAAGUGAUGCAACAAGAACACCUAUUGCGCAAAAAGGAACAAUGGAAAAGUAGCACUCCUGGCUCUAAGAGAAAGGACAGGUCCCACGCAGGAGAUGAAGAGGGGGGCAAUGGUGACCGCAGGAGGAGAAAAGGUGGGAAGCGCAGAAAGAGGGACAAUAAAUCUCGCUAUGAUUCUGAGGAUGCAUUUAUGGAUGAUGAUCAAGAGGAUAUGUAUGGAGAUGCCAAUAUGAAUUACAAAGAUCACGAAAACGUUGAAGCAGAAGAGAACAAUCCACAGGAUCUGCUUGCAGCAGCUGGGCUUGAAGAUUCUGAUGCUGAGGAUUAUGAUGCAUCUCAACCUCCAUCAAAUGUGAAGAGGAAGGGACAUAAGUGGUCUGAAUCAGAGGAGGAAGAUGAACCGUUGCAGAAGCAGGAUAUUGACAGAGGUGAUGACGAUGGCGGCGAAAGGCUGAAUGAAGAUGUCGAUGCUAAUGAUGAGUGAGGCACCAAAUAAAUGCCUAAAGGAUGUGAAGCUUGUUUCCCCGAUUAUUGAGGCAAUCAAGGCCACUGCAAUGUCAUGUAACCUUCCAAGAAUCUUGUAGGGGAGUAAAAGACCAUUUGUUUGGAGAAUCCAAUGAAAGAAAAAAAGGUACCAACUAUUAGUAUUCAGUUUUGGUCAUAUUGCUUGCUCAAAUGUGGGGAAGAGAGGGAGGGUGGUGGCUUGAUUACACAAGAUGUUGUUGAGGGUUUGCUCGAACUCGGUCUAAGAGUGACCGACCCGUGAUGUCGCUUUUGACACUUACAUAGACUAAACCUGGUGUGUGGGU